Messenger RNA from Protopolystoma xenopodis, 321 nucleotides. NCBI's taxonomy places the organism in Eukaryota, Metazoa, Platyhelminthes, Monogenea, Polystomatidea, Polystomatidae. The record is from the annotation of a GenBank genome assembly.
AUGUGCAAUGUAAUCAUUGAAUUAUUGCCAAGUGAUCAAUUCGCUCGUCUAUUCCUUAAACUCGGAUUCUCCAGAGCUGAUUUGGAAAUCAUCGAAUCCAAAUUCCCUGGCGGUUACAAUAUGUCUAAACGCAUUCGGGUUGCCAUGGAGGCUUGGUCAGGGCUUGUAUUGGACAGGGAAUCGAGUUCACAACGGCCUAGCUAUUAUACCUAUGAAGGAAGUCGAUUAUCAAAAACACUGGGUAACUCUCUUCCAAUUAGCACAGCCACUCUCAACACUACCAGUAAUUCAGACCCACAAAAAGACAAACUUCAGGGCUAA